UACUUAGUAGCAUCAUAUCCAAUAUGGCGGUCAUGUCAGGCUGUUUGUAGACCGUCUGGAAAAAAAAUAUUUUAAAAAUUGUCUGCGAUUCGUCACACUUGUCACUACCUGCCCUUUAGUGUCACCAGCUGUUCCUACGUGUCACCAGCUGUUCCUACGUGUCACCAUCUGUUCCAAACAUCACCAGCUAGAAUCAUCACCAGCUGUCAAGAGCUUUAACCUUCAGUAACUUUCAACAUGGCCUCCCACGAAAACAGCCGCUCCGCCAACCACAACGAGGUUAUGACGGCCCAGUACUUCACGGAGAGCGAAUGUCUGACGACUGACUCGAUGUCGUACAACACGCCAAAAACCGGCAAGACGGGGGACGUCUCCAAACCUCAGGGGAAGAACAAGCAGGUCGAGUUAGAUGAGCCUGAGGAUGACGACACGACCUACACCAGGAUUCGUCGGAUCAUUCGAGAGAGGAGGGGCUUAAGGAAAGUCCCCCUGCUCAGUCUAGGGACGCCGGCCACUGUCAUCGUCUUUGGGAUUGUGGUCUACCUCAUCUAUUCCUUCCGGACAGCCAAACAGCUUUGAUUGGACAGUUCAACUUAAAUCAACAGCCAACUGAACAGCCAAACAGCCAAACAGCUUUGAUGGGACAGUCCAACUUAAAUCAACAGCCCACUGAACAGCCAAACAGCUUUGAUGGGACAGUCCAAUUUAGCUAAACAGCCCACUGAACAGCUAAACAGCUUUGAUGGGACAGUCCAAUUUAGCUAAACAGCCCACUGAACAGCUAAACAGCUUUGAUGGGACAGUCCAACUUAGCUAAACAGCCCACUGAACAGCUAAACAGCUUUGAUGGGACAGUCCAACUUAGAUCAACAGCCAACUGAACAGCUAAACAGC
Molecule: messenger RNA, 894 nt
Organism: Physella acuta
Lineage: Eukaryota; Metazoa; Mollusca; Gastropoda; Physidae
Source: RefSeq, a predicted model, not a curated record